This is a messenger RNA of Bolinopsis microptera, 2376 nucleotides long. RefSeq names its product histone deacetylase 1-like. Lineage: Eukaryota; Metazoa; Ctenophora; Tentaculata; Lobata; Bolinopsidae. The transcript has 13 exons. Gene Ontology annotation, biological process: negative regulation of transcription by RNA polymerase II. The coding region runs from base 27 to 1484 and encodes 485 amino acids. Gene Ontology annotation, molecular function: histone deacetylase activity. Gene Ontology annotation, cellular component: nucleus; NuRD complex. The record is from RefSeq and is a predicted model, not a curated record.
AUAACAAUUACUCAUUUUAGCUGAAAAUGACAGCUGGUGGAAACAAGAAGCGGGUAUGUUACUAUUACGACGGUGAUGUUGGUAACUACUACUACGGUCCUAAUCAUCCAAUGAAACCACACCGUAUCAGAAUGACCCACAACCUUCUCCUAAACUAUGGACUCUACAGAAAAAUGGAGAUUUACAGACCACAUAAGGCGUCCAUGGAGGAAAUGACGAAGUACCAUGCUGAUGAAUACAUCAAGUUCUUACGCAACAUUCGGCCUGAUAACAGUGGAGAAUACAGCAAACAAAUGCAGAAGUUCAAUGUCGGAGACGAUUGCCCAGUGUUUGAAGGAUUGUACGAGUUUUGUCAGCUAUCAGCCGGCGGUUCUGUAGCUGGAGCGAUGAAGUUGAACAAGCAGCACACCGAUAUAGCAGUUAAUUGGGCGGGCGGGCUGCACCACGCUAAAAAGUCAGAAGCGUCAGGGUUCUGCUACGUAAACGACAUAGUACUAUCCAUCCUGGAACUUCUCAAGUAUCACAAGAGAGUAUUGUACGUUGAUAUAGACAUUCACCACGGAGACGGAGUCGAAGAAGCUUUCUACACGACUGACAGAGUAAUGACAGUGUCGUUCCACAAAUACGGGGAAUACUUCCCGGGAACUGGGGAUAUCAGGGACAUUGGAGCUAGUCUUGGCAAACAUCACUCAGUUAACUUCCCACUACGGGAUGGCAUGGACGAUGAGUCGUACCAGAGUAUCUUCCAACCUGUAAUGGGCAAGGUUAUGGAGGUUUAUAGACCAGAAGCAGUUGUUCUGCAAUGUGGGGCUGACAGUUUAGCUGGUGACAGGCUCGGCUGCUUCAAUCUAACUCUUAAAGGGCAUGCUAAAUGUGUGGAGUAUAUGAAGAGGUUCAACCUACCUUUGCUGCUGUUGGGCGGGGGUGGUUACACUAUACGUAACGUAGCGAGGUGCUGGACUCUUGAGACCGCGUACGCUCUUGGCAUCGACAUCAGCAAUGAUCUACCGUACAACGAUUACUUUGAGUACUUUGGACCUGAUUUCAAGCUAAAUAUUCAGCCCAGCAACAUGACUAAUCAAAACACCCCGGAGUAUAUGGAUAAGAUGAAAGCUAAAGUAUUUGAGAAUCUGAAGUAUUUGGGAGGUCCUCCCAGCGUUCAGAUGCAAGAUAUUCCCACUGAUGCGAUGCCUGAGAGAGAAGUAGACGAGGACAAAAGGAACAAGGAUGUUCGAAUUUCAAUACGGGACCGUGAUAACCGGAUCACUUGUGACGAAGAAUUCAGCGACAGUGAGGAUGAAGGAAACGAUGCAGGGGCCAGAAAAGAUAAUCACAAUUACAAACACAGCACCAAACGUCCUAGGAUGAACCCGAUGAGUAUGACACAUAUGGUCGCCAAUGAAACUAAUGAGAAGGCAGUAACCCCCAACCAAGCUGGUGCAAGAUCACAAAGUCAGACCAAUCAAGGAACUAAAGAAUCAUGACCUUGAAGCAUGAAAGAGCUGGACGACAUUAAGUCAGACAACGUCAAGCUGAAGCAGAAGUCUGCCAACCUCAUCAAAAUGAACAGACAUUAACCUCAGCUUACUUUCGAUUUAUCAUAUUAUAAGUUUUAUUUGCUACACGCAGCGUCGUAAAGGUCUUCUCACGUAUUAUUUUCACUGAGUGUUUCAGGAUAGAUCUAAAUUUAUUGUCCAUCAGUCAAGAUCAUAACCAAAUUAUCAAGGUCGUAAAACUAACGCCCGAUUUCAAUAAUCUGCUUUUGACGAAACUUCAUACCGUUGAAUAGCUAAUUAAGAUUAUUUUAUGAUAAUAUGUUAGAUAAUAGAUAAUAUGUUCAUUUUGUUCUGAAGUCAUUGUUUUGACACGCAUGACUUCACGCCUGAUAACUGGACAGUGCCGCGUCGGUGAGAUGUGACUAUUAAAUUUGCUGUCUGUCUUAAUGUAUAACUUGACGUAUUGGUUGAUAUUAUAUACCGUCCCAGUGCGCCUUAUUAUAUCUAGUAUGUUACCAUUGCUAUUAAGGUUCAUGUCGCUCUGCCCUAGAACGUCGUGCUCUAGUGUUCUUUAUCUUUACUCUAAUUCUACUGGGGUAUGAGGGUCUGGGCACACCGUCCUGGGGCCGAACGACGAUUACCCUAUCUUGUGGCAGUUUCCAGACGAUUAUUUACCAUAUAUUACAAAAUUCGUGAUCUUUAUUUGCAUGUAGAAUUUGACGCCAGGGUUCGAAUUAACGCUUUAAUGGACUCUUUGUUGACUGUAAUAUACAGUGAUUCAAAAUUUUUGUACGGAUUAUUUUCUCCUUAGUUGAAGCUACAUUCAGUCUUACGUGUUGAAUGUCAUAUAUUUGAUAUUAUUCUAAUCAAUUCAUUUUAA